CGCAGCGUGAUUACCGUCAUCUACUACAAUGGCGGAAACACUGAAGCCGAGUGGAAGUCCUGCUCCCUCUAAUGAGCUCAGCAAAAUGUCCAGCUACAAGGACUGCAUGUGUGUGAUACUGAAGCUGUUAGCAGACUUCGGCGAAGAGCUAAAAGUAGGUGGUGCUUCUUUGAGAAUACAAGUUCAGUUGGAUGCUGUGGAUCUUCCGUCACCUUCAGUGGGUCAUGUGUACAGCUGUUUACAGCAACACAUCACUAAAUUACAGGCUGUUUCAGAAAGCCUAAAGACAUUGGUGGAUGCUGACAGAAAUGUGUCAUCUGCAAAGGACAACAUGCCAGAAGAUGCAGUUGCCUCAUUUUCCCUUAAAGAGCAGACAGCUGCCCCGCCUGAACACUGUCGUCAUGACUCAGAGGCUGGAGAAAGCAAGACGACAACAGCGGCAGCAGCUGAUGACAUCAUGGUGCAGAUCAGAGCUGGGAAGUCAGAGAUUGAGCGGAGAAUAUCUGCAUUUAUGGAACGCAAGCAGAUGGAGAUCAAUGAAAACAAUGUGCGAGAGUUUUGCAACGUGAUCGACUGCAAUCAGGAAAACAGCUGUGCCAGAACUGAUGCUGUGUUCACUCCAUAUCCCGGUUUUAAAAGCCACGUUAAAGUUACUCGGGUGGUGAACACAUAUGGGCCCCAGACUCGCAGCGGCGGCAGUGGUGGUCAGUUAGAGGCAGGAGAGCAGAACAAGGGUCCGGUGACCAGAGACUGCGGGAACUCGGCCAUAGAAGAACGACUUCACAAUAUUGAGACUCACCUCAAACUCCCAGCUGUGGGUCCAGUUCCUCUGAGUGUGUACCACAGAUUAAAGAAGCUGGAGGAUCGCAUCCUAGAACUGGAGGGUCUCUCACCUGAAUACUUCCAGUCCACAAGUCACCUGCACAAGCGACCAAAGACAUCCCAAGCUCAGGAGUGCAGCCUGACGGAGCUCGAUGAGAAGAUCAGUGCCGUGAAAGCAGCGCUGUUGAAGAGGGUCAGUGAGUUUGGACCUGGAUAUGGACCCGAUUGUCCACUGUAACACACCAUGUACAGACACAUCUGCCAAUGCUCCAAACACAUCUGUGAAUGUAUUUAUACAGAACUUUGUUUUUGUUUUUUUUAGCUCAGUUCUCACCUUGUAUAUGACCUACCAAUCCCAUAAUAAUUUCAUGGUUAUGAGAUUUCUUUCUGAAUAUCAGAAUAGAUACUGUAUUUCUCUUAAUAGUUUCAUUUAGAUUAAAUACAUUCUCUGAAAAUAAAGGUUUUGUUUUUUACAGUAAA
Sphaeramia orbicularis (orbiculate cardinalfish) is the source of this 1302-nucleotide messenger RNA. RefSeq names its product MAP3K12 binding inhibitory protein 1 (gene mbip). The record is from RefSeq and is a predicted model, not a curated record. NCBI's taxonomy places the organism in Eukaryota, Metazoa, Chordata, Actinopteri, Kurtiformes, Apogonidae. Bases 29 to 1060 code for a protein of 343 amino acids. The transcript is spliced from 9 exons.